CAAGUUAGCUUAGCUUCGUUCGUUGUGUGGCCUGCGCUUAUGUAUCUUAACCAUCAACCAUAGUUACAGUUAUGUAAAGAAUGAUAAGAAUAUAUUAGUACAGUGUUGCAUCAUAUCUCGUAAGAGGAACACAGAGUGCGUAGUUUGAGAUGUCAAAUUAACAAAAAAAAAUUAAAGUUGAUAACGCGCUGUUUUACGAGCUGAGCUGAAACAUCUGUGAUAUUUUAGAGUCGAAUAAAAAUGUCUUAUAAACCAGUGACACAUGUUUUAUUUGAUAUGGACGGAUUAAUAUUGAAUACGGAAGAUUUGUACACGAUAGGAUUUCAAAAAGUUGCUACUCGCUAUGGAAAGAACUUUGACUAUACGUUGAAGUGUAAGAUAAUGGGUCAGCAGAGUAAAGAAUUUGCAACUUCUAUUGUAGAAGGUCUCGAGUUGCCCAUGACUAUAGACGAAUUUUUGAAGGAAACUCGGACAAUUUUCAGUGAACUUUUCCCGCAAAGCAAAAUUAUGCCUGGUGUUGAAAAACUUGUUCGUCAUCUUCAUGAAAACAAUGUUCCUAUAGGAUUGGCCACUAGUAGCAGUAAGGAGACGUACGAUUUAAAAGUAACAAAUCAUCAGAAUUUUUUUAAUUUAUUACCAUACAAAACUUGGGGUUCUUCGGAUCCCGCUGUGAAGAGAGGUAAACCCUACCCAGACAUAUUCCUCGUUGCCGCUGACAAGUUUCCGGACAAACCUGCUCCAGAGAAGUGCCUGGUGUUUGAAGAUUCGCUGAACGGUGUGCGUGGUGCGCGAGCAGCCGGCAUGCAAGUAGUUAUGGUGCCGGACCCGCGCUUGGAUCGCGCUCUAGCCGCAGAUGCUACUCUCAUACUUGACUCUAUGGAGGACUUUAGACCAGAAUUAUUCGCACUACCACCUUUCACUAAUUGAUAUUUAAAUGAUCUUUCAAUUGUGUAAGGUAUAAUGUAGAUACGUUUCGGUAGCUUAUAGAAUUCUCGAGUCUGCGCAAGAACUCUCCGGUAGACGCGGGGCACGGCUUAUUCCAUUACCGAAAAAUAAGUGUAUAUUUUUGGCUCAUUUCCUUGUAUUUCUUCAAACUUCCAAAUAUCAUGUAUAAAAAAGAAAUUCUGUAUAUUGUGCGAAAUCGGUACUGAUCUCCGAGACUAACACAGGCAUAACCUUCAAAAAAUAAAUCGCUUGUCUUCUAAACAAAGGGGCGACUAAUUCUAAAAUUGCGCGACUAGAACCGACAAAUUCACGACUUCAGGGGUCCACUCUCAAUCUCCGUCCGAAGCAAUUACUGCCAAUUAAGCAAUACUUGACUAAAUGAAAAGACGCGUGAUGCGAAUGAAGCUUCAUACUUGAUACUUGUCUUUUAAUUUUGUUGAAUAUUACUUAUUUGACAGCAUUGACUUAUUAUUUGUAAGUCAAUGUUUGACAGUAAUUGUUUCGGACGGAUGUCGGACGUAUGUAGAUCGAUAGUAGACCCCCAGGUUCAACUAGGAGCUGUGGUUUUCGAGAUUCAAAAAUGGUGCCGCGCCAGAAUAAGCUUAUUUCAGGGUGGAUAGUAAAACACCUUAAUAACUUCAAACCGGCGUAACGACUAAACUUAGUUUUUUACGACUAGAACCGACUAAAUCACGACUUUUUUUUAGUAUAAUCAGAUUUAAGAUAGGUCCUGUGGUUUAUUCCUGCGUGGACAUUUAAACACCCUUAUAACUUUUGAAUGGCGGACCGACUAAAUCUAAUUUUUUGCGACUAGAACCAACUAAAUAGAGACUUUUUCUG
Molecule: messenger RNA, 1785 nt
Organism: Hyposmocoma kahamanoa
Lineage: Eukaryota; Metazoa; Arthropoda; Insecta; Lepidoptera; Cosmopterigidae
Product: pseudouridine-5'-phosphatase-like
Exons: 4
Coding region: 241-927 (228 amino acids)
Molecular function (GO): phosphatase activity
Source: RefSeq, a predicted model, not a curated record